Molecule: messenger RNA, 3144 nt
Organism: Dermatophagoides pteronyssinus (European house dust mite)
Lineage: Eukaryota; Metazoa; Arthropoda; Arachnida; Sarcoptiformes; Pyroglyphidae
Cellular component (GO): cytoplasm; nucleus
Molecular function (GO): RNA polymerase II cis-regulatory region sequence-specific DNA binding
Source: RefSeq, a predicted model, not a curated record
UCCAAUGAUUUGAAUGGACAAUCAUCUUUAUUAACAAACGGAUAUCAUCAUCAUAACAGUGAACAACAACAACAACAACAACAAUCGAUUGAAACAUCAUUUAAUGAAACAGCAACUAAUCGAUGGAAUAAUUUUUUUCAUUCACAACAUCAUCAUCAUCCGCAUCAUCAACUUCCGGUUAUACAACAUUCUAAUUCAAAUAUAGCAGCAGCGGCUGCCGCUGCUGCUGCCGCUGCAGCUGCUGCUGUUGCAGCAAAAUCACAUUAUAAUGUCUCAACAUAUUGGUUAUAUUCAUUGCGAUCACCAUCAUCACCGAAUCGUAACAAUAACAACAACAAUAGCGAAAAUCGUUUAUCCAAUUCGAAUCCAAAGAUCAAUAAUCAAAAUAUAUUACCAUCGUUUCAUCAUUCAACAGAAAAUUCAACUACCACUCAACAACAAUCAAAAGAAUCACAACCAAAAGAAUCUGAAACAACAAACGAUCAGAAUAACGAUAAUAAUAACGAUAAUAAACAACAACAACAAAGACAACAUCAACGACAACAACAACAACAGCCGAAUGCUAUGUACUCAAGUAUCAUAUCAUUAUCAUCAUCACCACCGACAUCAACACCAACACCAACAUCGACAUCAAUAUCGUUGUCAACAACCAAUAACACAUCCCAAUCAGCAACCAAUACAAUCACCACUUCUUCUUCCACUUCCUCUGCUGCUGCUGCUGCUGCUGUAUCCACUUCCUCUUCAAUUGUUUCAACAUCAGCAUCAAUAAAUCGACAAUCGCCACAACAGCAACAACAGCUUUCAUCAUCAUCAUCAUCAUCAUCAACGGAACCACAAUCGAAUAGUUUAAGUAUAUCAUCGAUUGCAAUAUCAUCACAAUCAUCGUCAUCAUUGACGACAACAAACAAUGACGAACAACAACAACAACAGCAGGGAGCAUUAAUAUGGUCAUCGACAGAUUCGACGGAUGUUGUGGCCAAAAAUGUCCAACAACAAUACUCAUCAUCAUCGAUAAUACCUCAUCAUCAAACAACGGGACAACAACAACAACAACAUCAUCAUCAUCACCAAUCGAUUGGUCCAUCCACGGCAACGCAAUUUAUUACAUUAGCCGAUCAUUCUCAUCCGCAUCAUUAUCAUACUCAACAUCCAACACAUCAACAUACACACCCACUUUAUCAUCAUCAUCAGCAUCAUCAUUCUUUUGUCCAUCCUCAGCAACAACAACAACAUUUACAACAAACACAUGGCCAUCACCAGCAUCAACAACAGCAACAUCAUCAUAAUCCGCAUCAACAUCAACACCAGCAACAACAACAGCAGAAUCCUCAAUCAAUAACAUUAAUAAGCGAAACAAUUUCUUCAACACCAUCUUCAACGCCAUCUUCAUCAUCAUCACCAUUCAUAACAAUAUCCAGUGGUCAACUAGAUUCGAUUCAUGGAACAUUAUCCGGUGAUUCAUUAUUUGCCGGUACAUCAUCAUCAUUUAUAACACCACAAUCAUCAACAACACAUUCGUUGUAUGGAAAUUCUGGAACCGGACAAAGUUGUUCACAGCUUCAAACAAGCGAUUUGAUAAACACCAGUUUAGGCGGUAAUGUACUAACCAUUAAUGGUUCAUCAUCAACAUCAACAUCCGCAUCGUAUUUAACACCAUCAACUUUAACAUUAGCUACACCGGCAGCAAUUGUUGGUGAAGAUUUAUUCAUUAGUCGACCAUCACAACAAUCACAAUCAUCAACAACAUUCCAAUGUCCGACGGCUAGUUUUUCAACAUCAGCAGCCGCAAGUUUACAUAAAUAUCAUGCCGCACAAUGGCCUUAUUAUACGACAACAACUGCAUCCACUCCGACUAGUACGCCAUCUACAUUAGAAUAUUCAAACAUUCUUGUUCCAGGAACAUCACUGUUAACAACGGGAAAUAUAAUUUCAAUUAAACAAGAAUUAUGCGACACAGAAUCUACUAGUUAUGGUGGUUCGAAUAUUUCAUCAGCUACCGAUAUUAUAAAUGUCACUGCCAAUGAUCCAUUAUCGAAUUCACCAUCUUCAUUGGAAAGAAGUGGCGCUGGACACGGUGAAAGUGGAAGCAGUGGACGUGAAUCUCGAAGAAAUUCUAAUCAAAGUUAUAGUGGAUCAACAUCAACAACUAGCGGUGGACAACAACCACAAGAACGGCCAGCAACAUUAGCCGAAUAUAAUCAAUCAACAUCGAAAGGACAUGAAAUAUUAAGUCAAGCAUACCAGAAUAGUCCGAUACCAUUGAAAUUAUUACCUGUCAAAACGCGUAAAUAUCCAAAUCGACCAUCAAAAACACCGGUUCAUGAAAGACCAUAUGCAUGUCCAAUCGAUGCAUGUGAUCGACGUUUUUCGCGUAGCGAUGAACUAACUCGUCAUAUUCGUAUACAUACCGGACAGAAACCAUUUCAAUGUCGUAUUUGUAUGCGUUCAUUUUCUCGUAGCGAUCAUUUGACAACUCAUGUACGUACACAUACCGGUGAGAAACCAUUCUCAUGUGAUCUCUGUGGACGUAAAUUUGCUCGAAGUGAUGAAAAGAAACGUCAUGCAAAAGUACAUAUGAAACAAAAAAUUAAACGAGAGCGUGGAUCAUCCGGUGGUCAUCGUAGUCAACGUGGUGGUAAUAGCCAUAGCUCGAGUUCAAGUUCUAAUUCUCAACAACAGCAACAACAACAACAACAGCAACAAAUAUCUUUAUCGCAGCAACAUUCAACACCAAUGUCUUCGUCAAUUGCCUCACAAUUAUCAGCUAGUCUUUGUCAACAAUCAUCAAUGAUCACUGGUCAUCAUGGCGGUGGUGGUGGUGGACAUUUAGUUACUGGUCUUUCACCGGCAACAUCAUUACCACCAUUACCUUCAAUUAUGACAUCAUCAUCAUCAUCAUCGAUUUGUGGUCCACAACAAUCAUCACAGAUUGGUAGCGGUGGUACAUUGCAAACAUUACAUUAUACUCAUCAUCAUCAUCCGCAUCUUUAAGAAUAUUAAAAAAAAAAUAAUAAAUAACGUGCAAUCCAUUUCAUCUUAAUACUCUACACCCUUCAUCAUUUUCAACAACAAAAAAAAAAUCCAUUAAACACGCACAUUCAAUAUUUGAUUAAAACAAAAAAAAAUCAGUACAAUCAAUCAUCA